Molecule: messenger RNA, 603 nt
Organism: Lichtheimia ornata
Lineage: Eukaryota; Fungi; Mucoromycota; Mucoromycetes; Mucorales; Lichtheimiaceae
Exons: 1
Coding region: 1-603 (200 amino acids)
Source: RefSeq, a predicted model, not a curated record
AUGGCAUUGUCACCCUUCUCUAAUAACCACAUGUUACUAUCACCACGUAGACAUGACACCUUUGCGGGAUCAAAAACGAAUGGUCUUCAUCGCUUCGUGUUAUCUGCUCAUUAUUGGUCCCGCAUUAUGGCCUGUACUAGUGACAUUAUGGCAGUGGUCAAGAGACAUCAUACAUCAUUGUCGGUGCUCUAUCUUCGUUUCGAUAGAGAGGUGAUUGAUUCCCGCUUUCUUUUCCGAUUGGCUCAUUAUAGGCUACCACAGCUACUUGAAUUGCAUUUGAGUGCGGAGGGGUUCUCGUUUAACGACGACUUGAAGCAUACACGAAUGGAUGGUCUUAGACCAUCGUUCAACAAAGCUAUCGCUGCUCUUUUACCUCGUUGUCCUAAUUUGCGGAUAUUGCAUAUUGUCGAGCAACUCUAUUGCAAACCUUCGUUGCCUGCCGGACUAUUUUCACUUGAGGAUAAUGUUAUCUUAUCGCUGGUCGAUCACUGCCGCUUUCUCGAUCAACUGAAGAUUGAUACCAGGGAACGCUACAUCGUGCAAGAUAACCUUACUGCAAUAGACUUUGAAGAAUUCAACAAAAUUAUAACAAAGCAAACGUAG